AAAAGAAAAAAAAAGAAAAAGAGAAAGACAGAAAAGUGAGAGGAAACUGCAGUUUAAAUAAUGUAAUCAGGAAUACUGUAAAAUUAUAUUUUGUGUAAGUAACAUUGGCGAUUUAUACGUACAUACCUGGUAUAAGACUAUAUAAACAGAUAAUGGAGACUGUAAUUUAUGGUCAAUUCAAAGGAGUUUUACAGAUUAUUUUGAUUACACUUUUAUUUUUCUUUAUGGGUGGCGUUUAGAACCUAACUCUGGAAAGAUGUGACACCUUGGCUCUUUGCUCUUCUUUGCGUCCUAUCCUCUGUCAAUCCAACUGAUUUCACUCCAGAUCCAACUGUCUGACACCUUCCUUGACAUGCUCUUUGCCACCUUUUGGUUCAGGCCUUUGUUUCUUGCCUGGACAGAAGUGUUCUCCUUGGUCAGCUUUUGCUCAUUUUGGCCCAUUUCUUAGCCAAGCCCAACACCCUCAUCACACUCAGUCUCGGGCAUUCGCUCUUGUGAUGGUGCCUUCAAGUAUAUUACUGCAGCGUGGAAAGCCUUUCUGUCUUCCUCUGGGCAACUCUGACCCCUAGGCCAAGACUCAGUUCCAUCUUUGUCCAUCAGUGAAUCCUUUUUUCACCUUACCAGUCUGAGAAGUAUUGUCCAUUAAAUAAUCUGGAUCUCUUCGCCCACAAAGCCCAUCUCUGUCGGUACCUCAUCGGUUUCAGCAUUGCCUGUGCCAUAUUCCUGUGCCUUGUGCCUUUUCAGUCCCUUCUCUGCUUCCCCAAGGGGGAAAAAAAAAACCCACAGUAGAGGUCGGUUUUCAGUUCCUGCAUCUGGGCAGACUUCUUACCCUGCAGGGCUUUCCUCUGAAAUGCUUUUUCUCUUGUUCAAGUCUUCCACUUACCCCAUACGUAACCUGGUUAAUUCCUUCUAAGACUUCAGUUCUUUUGUUGUUUUUUGCUUUUGUUUUGACUUCAGUUCUUACGAAGUCACAUAGCCUAUAUUCUCUGUCUGGCCUGUUAUAAACUUUCUUGGCAUCAGGCACCCUUUUCUUUUGUAGCAUUUUUCACAGUUGUAGUGAUAAUAUUUGUGAGAUUGAUUAAUGUCCUUGUUCCCCAUUGGAUCGUAUAUAUUCUGUGAGUGCAGGACUAGUGUCUCUGUAGUCUCAGAACCUAGCACUAGCACUGUGCUUGGCAUUGGUGAAAUGAAUGAAGAAUAAAUGAGUGUCUUCCUGACCAAGUAAGCUCCAUUCAUGUCCAAGUACAGUGCAUGUCAACAUAUUAGGAUCGCUAUGUAAAUAUUUACUGUUGAAGAAAUGAACGAUGGAACACCAGCAACUGUACAUAACUCACCCAGGUUCUUCAUCUGAUUUUUUUGGGCUUUGGGGGACCAGCAUUAGUUGUGUAUUAGUAGUAUAGCUUGCAGCUAAGAGCACACGUGGUUUCUUACUUUCCCAACCUCAAGAAACACUGGAUGUGUGAAACCUAACGGUUUCAGGGAAGGCAGCCACAAUAAGCCAAGGUAUCAGGUGGAGAAGUAGAGGUAUCAACGCAGAACACUCUACCAAUUUGCUGAGAAGCCAGAAGUUAGCAGCUUGCCUCCGUACCUAACAUAACUGUGUAAAUUCAGACUUUUUGAGUUCUCGUGGAGUGCUAGCAAUAAACUCUUACCAUCCCAGGAGCCUUCCCAUUGGUGCGGAGUUUGGAGAUGGUGGAGAGCCCACUUCCCGGAUGGUUUCUAGGAUCUCACACAUUUUUACGGAGGCUCCUGCUUGGAAAUGCAGCUUGUCAACGGCUCAGACUGCGGCGUUCGCGCAGAUCUAGACACGGUGCCUGUCCAAGAACCGUGAAUGACACUUAUUUUUCUGUUUAAACGGAAACGCGGAGCCGCACGGGAGCGACUUCUUGCAGAAAUGAGCCGCCAGACUGCAACAGCAUUACCUACUGGAACCUCAAAGUGUACCCCGUCUCAGAGGGUGCCCGCCCUGACUGGCACAACCGCAUCCAACAAUGACUUGGCGAGUCUUUUUGAGUGUCCGGUCUGCUUUGACUAUGUGUUACCACCCAUUCUUCAGUGUCAGAGUGGCCAUCUUGUUUGUAGCAACUGUCGCCCAAAGCUCACAUGUUGUCCAACCUGCCGGGGCCCUUUGGGAUCCAUUCGCAACUUGGCUAUGGAGAAAGUGGCCAAUUCUGUACUUUUCCCUUGUAAAUAUGCCUCUUCUGGAUGUGAAAUAACUUUGCCACACACAGAAAAAGCAGACCACGAAGAGCUCUGUGAGUUUAGGCCUUAUUCAUGUCCGUGCCCUGGUGCUUCCUGUAAAUGGCAAGGCUCUUUGGAUGCUGUCAUGCCCCAUCUGAUGCAUCAGCAUAAGUCCAUUACGACCCUACAGGGAGAGGAUAUAGUUUUCCUUGCAACAGACAUUAACCUUCCUGGUGCUGUUGACUGGGUGAUGAUGCAGUCCUGUUUUGGCUUUCACUUCAUGUUAGUAUUGGAGAAACAGGAAAAGUAUGAUGGUCACCAGCAGUUCUUUGCAAUUGUACAGCUGAUAGGAACACGCAAGCAAGCUGAAAAUUUUGCUUAUCGACUUGAGCUAAAUGGUCAUAGGCGGCGAUUGACUUGGGAAGCGACUCCGCGCUCUAUUCAUGAGGGAAUUGCCACGGCCAUUAUGAAUAGUGACUGCCUAGUCUUUGACACCAGCAUUGCACAGCUUUUUGCAGAAAAUGGCAAUUUAGGCAUCAAUGUAACUAUUUCCAUGUGUUGAAAUGGCAAUCAAACAUUUUCUGGCCAGUGUUUAAAACCAUUGCAUUCAAUUUCACAGAGAAUAAGGCAGCCGUCUGCCUGUCAACCUGAAACUUUUGGUAGGUGGAAGCUAGACACAUGAAGGUAAAUAAAAGGAAAGGCUGUUAAAUACAGGAAACAGUUGCAUGUAGUAACACUAAUAUAUUUAAAAAUAAGUCAACAGUAAACCACUGAAAAAUAUAUAUAUAUAUACACCCAAAAUGGGCAUCUUUUGUAUUAAGAAAGGAAGCAUUGUAAAAUAAUUCUGAAUUUGUGUUGUAGAUUGUACUGUUGAAAAAUACUGGGUUUUUGUUUUGUGUGUGUGCCUGCGAAUUGGUGUGCGUGCGCGCGCGUGUGUAUGUGUGUGUGGGUUUUUUUUUUUUUUUCUUUUAACCGACAAGCCAUGUUGAGUGGUCUUGGACCACUGCUUUUCCCCUUUGUGAGUCAAUACAUAGUGCUGCUGUGUGUGUAUAUUUUUUUUGUGUGUAUUUGCUAAUUUUUAUUAAUUCUAGUUUUUCAUUAAAUAAAUUGGACUUUCUUUUCUGUAAUUCAAGUUUUUCCUCACUUUUUUUUGUACCUUUUUGAAGUUAGUGUCUUUUUGAUAUGCAUAAUUGUUUAUGGUAAAGUUUAUACAUUAUGUGUUCAAUACGUAUUUUCUUUUCCCCCAUUAAUCAGUUCAUUAGAAAUAUUUUACAUUCAAGUCUUUUGAGAAGAUACAAGUUCCAGAAAGGAAAGGUAACAGCAGAAGAAUUAUCAGAAGCUAUUUAAAGCAGCUGUAAGAUGGUCUCUGUUUCUGUCUGUCUCUCUCUCUCUUUCUCCAGUUGAGUCAUACCUUUAAACUUAUUCUUUGAAAGAUUAGGGAAUACUGAUUUUUUUUUUUAAUACUGAAAAAAAAAUCAGGCUUUUUUUUUUUCUUUCUUUGAAAUAUCUUGGACAAAUCACAUGUUUAAAAUUUGUUCUUGUAUUUAUUGGUUUUGCAGAAGAAGGCAUCGUCUUACACAGUAUUUGUAAUCAAAAGCAAAUCAUUUGUUUAAAAAAAGGCAGUUUGCAAAAAAUGUUUUUGGUCUUUUAUAAUUCUCAUUAAAAGAAUAUCUGGCAAAUUAAAAACUUUUAUGUGUCUGC
This is a messenger RNA of Nyctereutes procyonoides (raccoon dog), 3879 nucleotides long. RefSeq names its product siah E3 ubiquitin protein ligase 1 (gene SIAH1). The coding region runs from base 1829 to 2740 and encodes 303 amino acids. NCBI's taxonomy places the organism in Eukaryota, Metazoa, Chordata, Mammalia, Carnivora, Canidae. The transcript is spliced from 2 exons. The record is from RefSeq and is a predicted model, not a curated record. Gene Ontology annotation, molecular function: ubiquitin conjugating enzyme binding; zinc ion binding; ubiquitin protein ligase activity. Gene Ontology annotation, cellular component: cytoplasm. Gene Ontology annotation, biological process: multicellular organism development; proteasome-mediated ubiquitin-dependent protein catabolic process.